Messenger RNA from Pectinophora gossypiella (pink bollworm), 3045 nucleotides. Its product is annotated as zinc finger protein 43. The transcript has 6 exons. Bases 74 to 2983 code for a protein of 969 amino acids. Gene Ontology annotation, molecular function: nucleic acid binding; zinc ion binding. The record is from RefSeq and is a predicted model, not a curated record. Lineage: Eukaryota; Metazoa; Arthropoda; Insecta; Lepidoptera; Gelechiidae.
GCAACACUGAGUCACAACAACGUCCAACCUCUAUUUUUGUGAUUUAACUAGUUUCUACGCCAAAUAAGGACUGAUGCUGUCACCGCGCGAGGAUGACGACGACGACAGCCACCUGUGCAUUAAGUGCAACUCCACCAUCGUCGGACUCGACAACUAUAUCAAACACAGGAAAGAACGAUGUGGGAAGAAGAUUGAAACCGCCAAACCUGAUCUACCCCCUAUCGAUCCCCUCGAACCCACCUACAGCCUCGGAGCUGACGUCUUCUUUCAGUCAUUAGAACUCCAAAGUAGCGUGAAGAAAACUUCCUUAGCAAGAAUCACUCCACCGAUACCAAUACCCAAAGCCAAUCUUGAUAGAAAAAGUGCUUUAGCUAUUGCGUCUACUUCCAGAGAUACGCCGCGAAUGAGCCCUUUAGAAACAAACUUAAGAGGCGAAGAUUGGAUUGGUGGGCACAGCUUAAGGAUAGGCGUGAACGAAGAUAACCAGACCAAAUUGAUAAACGCUGUUGCCAGUAUCAGUGGGGCAGUGAAGAAAGAAAUCCCAACUUCUUCAUAUAGCAUGGGGUAUAAUGAUUAUAAAGGUGACGAAGACUCAGAGGAGUCUGAAGAAUCGGAAGAUGAUGACGAUGAAGAAAUACAUCCUACUGGUGGCAAAUGGAAGCCACCGCCUAAUUACACUGGCGGGAAGUGGAGGCCAGCUUCUCCUGAUCACGAGGAUUAUUUCAUAAGAGAUAUACAAGAACACACUGGAGGGAAAUGGAAACCUUUCUUAGCAGACACAAACGACCGCGAUGAAGACUACGAUGCUCCUCCGCCAGGACACACGAAAGGCAAAUGGGUCCCAGGAGCUCACGAGAAAACCCAAAUAAUGCAAACGACUAUACAAAGUAAAGGCUCGGUGCAGUACUGGUGUGGCCCUUGCAACAGGAGGUUGGGCUCUAGAGCUAUUUACGAGAAGCACCUAAUGUCGAACCUGCACAUGAGAAAAGUUCUACCAGAACAUGAAUUGGAAUUUUCUGGUCAUUUGCAACCUGUCAGGAAGACAGCAGAAAAGAGAACCACUAGACCUUCGCGUUUUGUUGACGAAAGCCUUUACACUCAAUCUAAAAAAAUGAAGCGUGAUGCGCAAUUAGAUUCGAAUGUAAAUAAGCAGGUCAAAAAGAAAAGGAAAAGAAAGCCUCUCUUCGUCCAUUGUUCUGGUUGCAGGUCCAGAGUGCGACUUCAUUUGAUGGGGAAGCAUCUUAUAUCACAUUAUCAUUUUAGAAAAACUACGGAGACAGAAAGCUCUAGCUAUAAACAGUUAAUUCUUAGCAAUAUUACUGCUAUAGUUCACCAGUCUCCCUUCCAAUGUAGCCCCUGCAAAUUCUAUACCAACUGGCUUUCAAAUUUUAUGCAACAUUGCUAUUCAGAAGAACAUGAACAGAAAAUAACAUCAAUCGACGGGAGAUAUUGGUGCUCGUUCUGCAAGUUUGAAUGUGAAACGUCCAAUGAAAUGUUACAACAUUUGUCUGGUUCUGAACACAGUGAAGUAAUUGCAGUUAUUAACAGAUCGAUGCCAAUCAUUAUAAGAAAAAAGUCAAUAAUAAGAUGCGAAACGUGUCACCAAGAAUUUAGGUAUAAUAUUGAAGUCAAACGACAUUGUGUCAAAACCGGCCACAAAAUGUGCUAUACUGCUACUGAUGACCAUCAAGAAUUCCACAAAUGUGGAUAUUGCAGCACAAAAUUCAAAUCUUCGUUGACAUUGGCAGCUCAUUUAAAGUCCAAACAUAAGAAACAAGCUUUCUUAUGCCUCGUCUGUUCACGGUCAUUCACCUCUUCAGAAGAAGCGAAGCGGCAUCGACAGACUUCAGAACAUCGGAUUAAGAGAAAAGAAAACAUGAGGGAAAAAGGUAUCAUUACGAAGGAGUUGAUGAAGAAAUGCCCGUACUGCCCUGUGAAAACAAUUUUAAACAAUGUUCUAGAACUCAAAGAUCAUAUUAGCAAAGUUCAUCCGGAGAAGAAAAGGAAGUGUCCAAACUGUGGGAUGGCUUUCAUCUUACCUCAAGAAGUAUCUCGCCACGUUCGAGCCAAAGCCUGUCAGUUCACGCGGACCCCUCUCAAUGCUUCCAUACUGUGGAACUGCAGCCAAUGUCUCUUCUCAACCGACUCCCAAGCGGAAUGCUUCUUUCACGAAGUGUUGCACUCUUCGCCACAAAACGAAAUCCGCCGUACUGGUGAGAAAGAGAAGGCGGUUCAGAAAUAUACUUGUCCUCUUUGCCCAAAGAGUUUCACUAAAGCUUCACUACGCCGCCAUCUCAGACAGCACACGUUUGAAAGGCCUCACAUCUGCAGAGUGUGUGGAGCCAAUUUCACUAGGCAGAGCUCCUUGGAUAACCACAUGAGAAAUGAGCAUGGUCCAGGAGUGGCCAAACUACCGAAAAUAGCGGAAGAGAUUGAACUCAGAGAAGAAUUCGUAUGUAGCAAGUGUAAGAAGAGCUUUAGUAACAAAAGCGCUUUAUCACGCCACGAUCCGAACUGCCGGGUUGACGAAGAAAGACAAUGCUCUCAUGAACACUGCGCUUACAUCGCUGCUACGCCUAUGCAACUUAUCAAACAUCGUCGGGCACAUGGCGAGAAAAUCAAACACCACGAAUGCCUUUAUUGCCCUUUUCAAACAGACCAGGCUAGUCACAUGAAAAGACAUAUGGUUUGCCAUGAAGGAAUCAAACCGUAUGCCUGUCCACAUUGCCAAUUUACCUGCGCUAGUUUAGAAAACCUCCGAAAACACGUCCUACGAAGCGGUAGACAUCUAGGGCUUUUUCUUUAUAAAUGUUACUCAUGCGAAUACCAAACUAACUUGGCAACAGAUCUACGGUUCCAUCUUACUGAUACACAUUCUGAUAAAUAUGAUGCAAAGACAGCUAUUCAGUCUGUGAAGACCCAUUUAAUGAUACCAGAAUUUCGAACAGCACAAGAAGUAAAAACUGAAACUAUACGAGAAUAACAUAAGUAUGUAGACUAUAAUAUUGUUUCAUUUAUUGCAAUUAAAUGUUUGUACAUAAUUAA